CCUAAAUAAUAAAACCUUAGAAAUUCAUUACUCAUAAUCACAUUCUUAAUCCCCAGUUCAAAUCCCAAACCCACCUUCUAAACAUAAAAUUUUAUAAAAGUGAGAAUUUAAUUUCCAUUCCCAUUUUAUAAUCCCACAUACCAUACACCCCCUUAAUGUUCUGAAACACUGCUUUCUACAAGUAAUUAUUUUCACUGUCUCAACUCUACAGAAACCUCAUCAAUGGCGGACUCUACAGAAACCACUGUAAUCCCUACCACAAACGAGUCAAAUCAAACAGAAACUUCCUCAUCGACUUCCAUUCCUCCAGAGCUCAAACCUCCAGAGAUUAAGCGUUCAUGGGGAGACGAAGUCGAUGAUGAACUCCCCGUCGAUCAGCUCUCAAUCAACGAGCGAAAAGAAUUGGAUGAUCCUGAUGAUACUAGCAUCCAAGCGGUUACAGAUACGCCUUAUACAUCGGCUAAGAGGUUUGAAGAUUUGAAUCUAUCGGAGGAUUUACUUAAAGGUUUGUACGUAGUGAUGCGGUUUGAACGACCUAGUAAAAUUCAAGCGAUCACUUUGCCUAUGAUUUUAACACCUCCUUAUAAGAAUUUAAUUGCUCAAGCCCAUAAUGGAUCUGGGAAAACAACCUGUUUUAAUCUGGGAAUGUUGAGUCGUGUUGAUCCAAAGUUACAAGCUCCCCAAGCUCUUUGUAUUUGCCCUACCAGAGAAUUAGCCAUUCAGAACUUGGAGGUGCUACAGAAGAUGGGAACAUAUACUGGUAUAAGUGCUGAGAGAGCAGUUCCAGAAAACUUGGACAAUCCAUCUCAUACUCCAAUAAACAAGCGGGCACCUGUUACAGCUCAAGUGAUCAUUGGGACACCUGGUACGAUUAAGAAGUGGAUUUCAUUUAAGAAAUUGUCUUUGGUUAACAUGAAGAUCCUUGUUUUUGAUGAAGCUGAUCACAUGUUAGCUGAGGAUGGCUUCAGGGAUGAUUCUCUUAGGAUUAUGAAUGAUAUCAAGAAAAUUGCACCUAAUUGCCAGGUUUUGCUAUUUUCUGCCACCUUUAGUGAAAGGGUGAAGUCUUUUGUUGAAAGGACAAUUCAUAAUUACAACCAACUAUUUGUCAAGAAGGAAGAACUAUCAUUAGAGUCUGUAAAGCAGUAUAAGGUUCACUGCCCUGAUGAAUUGGCAAAAAUCAAAGUCGUUGGAGAAAAAAUUUUGGAGUUAGGUCAAAAGUUGGGCCAGACCAUAAUAUUUGUACGCACAAGAAAUAGUGCAGGCUAUCUUCAUAGGGCACUUACCGAUUUAGGUUAUGAAGUGACUACCAUUCAGGGUGCUCUUACCCAUGAUGACAGAGACAAAAUAGUGAAAGAGUUCAAAGAUGGUUUGACUAAAGUGCUUAUAUCAACAGAUCUUCUUGCUAGGGGUUUCGACCAGUCACAGGUUAAUUUAGUUGUUAAUUAUGACCUCCCGGUGAAAUAUGAUGCUAGGACAGAGCCUGAUUAUGAGGUUUAUUUGCAUAGAGUCGGACGAGCAGGACGUUUUGGUCGGAAAGGUGCUGUAUUUAAUUUGAUUAGUGACGAUAGAGACGAAAUGAUUAUGGGGAAGAUUGAGAAUCAUUUUGGAGCUAAAGUCGUUGAGGUUCCUUCAUUUGAAAGUGAUGAAGACUUUGAAGCCGCUCUCAAGGAUGCUGGUCUGCUAUGAAAUUUUCGAGGGCAGAGAGAACGGUGGUGGGUGGAAGACAUGCCUAAUGAAAGUUCACAAUGUUUUCUCUUAUAUUGUAGUCCCUCCUACUGAUGUUGAAUAUUCGUUUAUUUGGGGCGUUCUUCUAGUGUUGAAGUUGAAUAUUCGAUAAUUUGAGGCGUUCUUCUAGUGUUGAAUGCUUGGGGAGCUGUUUCUUUUUCGAGGCUUUGUAAAUUUUCGAGUUGAACAAUGAAUUGUCGGUUAUUUGGUGGUAAAGAAUAUGUAUUGAAGAAUUGGGUUUUUCUUAGUUGGUGUAUGUACUACUUUCUACUGCAAGGACCUGGUUAUGAUUCAUUCUUAACCUCUCCCAUUCCUUUGCCUAAAAAAUCAAUUGUGCUAUCCUUUUGUUUUCCUCCUAAUACAGAAAUUUCAAGAUGGUUCAUUUGUGCCGA
Messenger RNA from Amaranthus tricolor (Joseph's coat), 2117 nucleotides. Its product is annotated as DEAD-box ATP-dependent RNA helicase 38. Gene Ontology annotation, cellular component: nucleus; cytoplasmic stress granule. Gene Ontology annotation, biological process: poly(A)+ mRNA export from nucleus. The record is from RefSeq and is a predicted model, not a curated record. Gene Ontology annotation, molecular function: RNA helicase activity; ATP binding; RNA binding. Bases 223 to 1686 code for a protein of 487 amino acids. Lineage: Eukaryota; Viridiplantae; Streptophyta; Magnoliopsida; Caryophyllales; Amaranthaceae. The transcript is spliced from 8 exons.